AAAAGAAUACAUCAUUGACGUGCCAAAAUUAUAAAUUUCUCAUCUCAUUCUCUUGUAGUCAAACAAUCCUUUCUCCCAACACCCCACCCCCCCUCUUUCCCACCGUUUCUUCUUCCUUAGCCUAUUCACCAUAUUUCUGCCUUUGCUUGGUCUUGUUAUCUCCUCUGCUUCAAGUGGAUAAAACAGGGGAGAGCUAGACUGGUGGUUGUGACAUACUAAGAUGGCAGAUAGCAGCAGUAUUGAAGAGUUUUCUGUCUCCUCUCAAGAUCACGAGACUACUGCCACUGGUAAAAAAUAUGGAGGACUUAUGCCAAAGAAGAAGCCUUUGAUUUCAAAGGACCAUGAACGUGCCUUCUUUGAUUCCGCAGACUGGGCUCUAUGCAAGCAAGGUGCAGGAGUUGAUAAAAAAUCAGCAGUUGUUAUUGAGACAUUGCGUCCCAAGUUGCAAAGAUCAGCUCAUCAACAACUACCUCCUCGAAGACCUGCUUGUACAUCUUGACAUGUUGGACCUCUGCCUGCAGACUAAGUAGAUAAUACGUCACCCACAAAUGCAUCUAUUGUUUUGCAUAGUUAACUAUAUACACUACUGGAAAAUUCACCUAUGGCUACGCAGGGAAAAUCGUUCCAAUAGGUAAGACAACCGUUGCCAUAGACGUACUGCUACGGUUCAGCGUCCGUUCCACGAGCUGUCGUGGCUAUAGAGUUUAUGGAACGGUUGUUGGAACGGUUCCAGUAACUGUUGCUAUAGCAUAGUCUAUCGCUAAGGUUUUCCCUCCUCAUGUUGGAACGAUUAUUCUUAUCAAUUGCAACGGUUAAUAACCGUUACCAUAAAGUUAAAUGCAACGGCCAUAAACCGUUACUAUAUCUAUCGAAACCGUUACAGGUAUAAUAGAAAUGGCAACGAUUUCUUUAACAUAUUGCAACGGUUUGAACUACCUAUUGCAACGGUUUGGAGAUUGUUUUGGAACGGUUUAUAGAUACUAUGGCAACAGUUCACAAACAUAUUGCAACGGUUGUUAGAUUAUUUUGGAACGGUUUGCAGGUCCUAUGGCAACGGUGAUCUACCUAUUGCAACAGUUUUUAUAUGAUUUUGGAACGGUUUUCAGA
Nicotiana attenuata is the source of this 1107-nucleotide messenger RNA. RefSeq lists its product as uncharacterized. NCBI's taxonomy places the organism in Eukaryota, Viridiplantae, Streptophyta, Magnoliopsida, Solanales, Solanaceae. The transcript has 6 exons. The record is from RefSeq and is a predicted model, not a curated record. Bases 221 to 499 code for a protein of 92 amino acids.